Phyllotreta striolata is the source of this 540-nucleotide messenger RNA. Lineage: Eukaryota; Metazoa; Arthropoda; Insecta; Coleoptera; Chrysomelidae. The record is from the annotation of a GenBank genome assembly.
AUGACGACUAUUGGAAAUAUCGGUAUUGGCGUAAAAUUCCAGAGCAAUAUUUCUUGGAUAACUCUUGGUUCCACUACAGCUGUAACGAUACUGCUGUUGAUCAUUCCUACGGACAAGGGAAUACCUAUCGAAGAGUCUGAAGUUGUUAUGAACAAACUAGCGAGAACAUUACAAAUAUACAAAAGGACAAUUUCCACCAAUUCCUCUUUAAAAAAAAUCAUCACCAUAACGAACAACGAUGAGUUCUUAGCGAAAGUUAUGAACUCCAAGAAUCCGGUUAUAGUGAACUUUCACGCCGAAUGGUGCGAACCGUGCCAUAUUUUAACGCCAAAAAUGAAAGAACUGAUAGAACCCAGGACUGAUGUUGAUCUAGCAAUAAUCGAUGUGGAACACAAUCCCGAAUUGGUUCACACGUUCGAAGUCAAAGCGGUACCGGCCGUACUGGCUGUAAAAGAUGGACUAGUCAUAGACAAAUUCAUAGGAUUAGUCGAUGCGAAUUUAAUAGAUACUUUGAUUAAAAAAUUGGACGAAAAAAAGUGA